CCUCAGCAGCAACCACGCUCCGGCGGCGUGAGCUCGCGAUUCCACCACCACACUUCUACUCGGCACGCGCGCUCGAGAAAUCUAUACUGCAUAGCCCACCAUGUCGGCGACAACUAAAAUUGCAGUGCAUUCUCUGUCGGACCUGAAGAACACCACCGACGACGCACUCCCAAACUACCUCCACUCCCUCAAAUUCAAGCAGAUCCACAAGCAGACCGACGUCCGAUUAGUCAUCGGCUACACCGCCGUCAUCAUCGCUGGAGCCCUCUUCUACUACGACUGGAAAUUCGGCUGGGAGGCGUCAAAGCCGUACACCCUGCCCGCAGUAGUCGCAUACUUCCUCCUCAACACGGCCUUCAGCUACUGGCUCUGGUUCGUGGAGGCAGGCACGGUGUACGAGGGCGAGGGCAAGACAGGCAAGGUCAGGAUAGCGUCUUCCACCAAGAAGCACAUUCCCAUCUACGAAGUCGACGUCACAUUCACCCCCGCUGGCUCGAGCCACCCGCAAAAGAUCCACAUCCGCGCUCCCUUCACCCGGUGGUUCACAUCAGAUGGUUACUUCAUCGCGAAGCCAUUCCAGCAGUGGCUUGCUUCAGAGGUGCCCGUGGUAGGCGCUGCCGAUCCGAACAACGUUGUCGAGGAGAUUGGCCGCGGGAGCGAGGCGGAGAACGUAUUGAAUGCUUCGGGCAACCAGAGUGCGAUUGACAUUCUGCAGCAGCUAAAGGCUAGCGGAGCAAAUGUGUCUGCUGGCAGCGGCCGGAGAAGGAAAGCGUGAGGUUGUAGAAGGAUAGGCAACAUGCUGAAUGCGGAUGGGAAAGUCGGAGGGCGAUUCGCGUCGACGUCUAGAACGUUGGGAAUAGGAAAGCGGUCAAUACCAAAAGGUUAGGACGGAAAAUAGGAACCAUGGCCUUGAACAGUGAGCAUUACAUGGAUACCAUUGAUUUAUACAUAACGUGUGCUAUGAAGAGGUCCUGUCAUGACAGUUGGUCGUGGACACUGCCACCAAUGCAUGAUAUCGACACGUGGUACAUGUUGAUGCCCAGAAAACAAAACGCCGCCGUGGAUGCAGAUGGAGAAAACGCUGACUUAGAAAUGCAAAG
Messenger RNA from Paraphaeosphaeria sporulosa, 1100 nucleotides. RefSeq lists its product as uncharacterized. Gene Ontology annotation, biological process: protein targeting to ER. The coding region runs from base 101 to 775 and encodes 224 amino acids. The transcript is spliced from 3 exons. Gene Ontology annotation, cellular component: signal peptidase complex; membrane. NCBI's taxonomy places the organism in Eukaryota, Fungi, Ascomycota, Dothideomycetes, Pleosporales, Didymosphaeriaceae. The record is from RefSeq and is a predicted model, not a curated record.